AUGCCAAAAGAGCCUACGGUAGAGGAGCCUACGGUAUACUAUAUCAGAAAGGUAUCAAUCAAUAAUCUGCAAGUUAUAAAGCCCAAACAAGAAGAACGAGCAGCACCCAUGUUUCCGAACAGAUCUGUUUGUACGACACCAUGUGAACUCAUCAAAUGUUUUGCUGGGAGCGAUAGCAUUGACAAAGCAUUUGAUCGAGACUGUAGCUUGACAAGCUUCGAGAGGAGAAGAAGGUCUCAAAAACAGUUUGUGGACAAACAUCACGCUCACCAGCAAUUUUUCUGCCCCGAGCAAGCAAGCCAAAUCGAGAUCCAUUUCACAAGUUCUUGUUCUACUGACGUUAUACUACAGGUACAGGCGCCAAAUGGUGAAACCAGCAGUUAUCUCCGACCAGGACGGGAUCAAACUGUUUUCUUCAAUCCUACAAAG
This is a messenger RNA of Cylicostephanus goldi, 429 nucleotides long. The record is from the annotation of a GenBank genome assembly. Lineage: Eukaryota; Metazoa; Nematoda; Chromadorea; Rhabditida; Strongylidae.